AUGCCCUACCUACCCACCUCCCAGGCCUACCUGGAACAGUCAGCGCAGUUAUUACAAGCGUACCCAGACACAGUAAGCACCAUAACUCCCCAUCCCACUCCGCCAUCAUACUAUCCUCCACACCUCGUGCUUCCCCCACAGCGGGCAACAAUGAACACCGAUCUCCCAACCACAAACUCAAAUCUAAAUUCCCCAACUAACAACCCCCCGACCCGGAUAGUAACAAAAUACUCCUUCCCCACAAACCGCCGAGGCAACCUUCGCCGAUCCCACAAAUCUCAAAUCCGAAAAGAAGCCAAAGCCAAAGCCACCGAUGGUCCAUCCACCACACCCGCACACCCAUCCGCCGCAACCGCAACCCUCACUCUGAAAACAUUCAAUCCAACCACCGGAAUCUGUCUGCACUACCGCACAAACAAGCUGCAGGAAGUCGGGCGCCUGAUGACGAGUCUUGGCAAGCUGGCUGCCGGUGCCGAUGUAGCGGCUUUGGGGUUAUCGGCUGCGGUGCCUGCUGCCGGCGCGGAUGUAGAGAUGGUUGAUGCUCCUGCUGAGGAGGUUGCGACGCCGGCUGCUACUAAGGCGCAGGGACAGGGGCAGAAUGCGAAGGGGAAGAAGAAGGGUGGGAAGGGGAAGCGCUAA
This is a messenger RNA of Penicillium vulpinum, 639 nucleotides long. RefSeq names its product SRP9/SRP21 family protein. The record is from RefSeq and is a predicted model, not a curated record. Lineage: Eukaryota; Fungi; Ascomycota; Eurotiomycetes; Eurotiales; Aspergillaceae. Bases 1 to 639 code for a protein of 212 amino acids. Gene Ontology annotation, cellular component: signal recognition particle, endoplasmic reticulum targeting. The transcript has a single exon. Gene Ontology annotation, biological process: SRP-dependent cotranslational protein targeting to membrane.